UCAAUGUUCGAAGGCCAAGACGAUUGGGGGCGCUUUAUUGAAAAUCGACGAUCGGCUAGAUUGUAAAUCCAAAAUGGCAGGCGACGAAGAAAGAAGACUUGAAGGUGACCCACCAGAAGAUGAGGAAGAAGAGGAGGAGGAAGAAGAAGACCUCAUUGACCCUGCGGAUGCUAUACGAGAGUCGUGCCAAGAUCUCGCGGAAAGCCAAGCCUUGAAGGCAGAGCUUGAUGAGUGCACAGCAAGAGUGCAAAGUCGAAGCAAUACUGAAGAGACAUGUACUCAAGAAUUAUUUGACUUUCUUCACUGUGUAGACCAUUGUGUUUCACAAAAGAUAUUUUCGCAUUUGAAAUAACAAAGGCAUAUCACAAAUUUGCAUUAUAAGGAUUUGAAUGUGAUUUCAGCAAGAGUUGUAUUACUAGGAAUGUUAACUUUGUUUUACUCCUUAGUAUGUAAAACACCCACAUAUUUAUGGGUUCAACAUCUUCGAAAGUAAACGAAAUCAGAAUGCUCAUACAGGCCGCCUAUUGGAAGAAGACAUUCUACCCUAGCAUUUAACACCUUUCUCGAUAAAUAAUAAAGGAUAAAUUAAUAAUUAUAUAACUGGAAAUUAUUUCACCAAAUAGUAAACCAUAAAAAUAUAAUGAUAACAGAAUAAUAAAAACAUGAUAUUUAUGUUCAAAAUGGUAACAUGUUUCAUAUUGAGUUGGAGUUUUAUAAUAUUAAGAUUUGCUAUUGAACUGAGAUGACUUACCCCCUCUGGUUAUUGAGGAUGCAUUAGUAAUUAUAAGACAAUGCAGAUUCUGUGUUAACUGUCAAUAUAUGACUUACCAUCCUGAUUGAGCUAACUUAACAUCCUGUCAAUUUAAAGGAAAUUCUCACAUUGCCUUGUGAUAGUCUAAAUCUAUACUACUAUAUUAAACUAUAUAAAUUGUGUACUACAUCUAAUACUAGUACAUUAGUAGAAUUGUGACUUGUAUCAAUGUCAUGGUUAAUGAGUUCUUUAAUGUUCGCCAGUGAAAUCAAUAAAUAGAAUUUUGAAAUGUUAUAUGCAAA
This is a messenger RNA of Anneissia japonica, 1053 nucleotides long. RefSeq names its product cytochrome b-c1 complex subunit 6, mitochondrial-like. The transcript has 4 exons. NCBI's taxonomy places the organism in Eukaryota, Metazoa, Echinodermata, Crinoidea, Comatulida, Comatulidae. Gene Ontology annotation, biological process: mitochondrial electron transport, ubiquinol to cytochrome c. The coding region runs from base 74 to 352 and encodes 92 amino acids. The record is from RefSeq and is a predicted model, not a curated record.